AUGAGUCGACUGCAAUUGAACAACUUGACACCAUUUAAUUCUUUCGGGAGUCCUAACCCAUUGCACCAGAAAGUUGUGAAUAGAUACAAUGGUUGUUAUGGAAUUUGUGCCAAGUUUAGCGAUGGAUGUCGUGAAUGCAAGUGCGAGAAUGGUGCAGUCUUCUGUAAGAAGGGUGGAUGUAAAUUUUUCUCUCAUCCCGGUCAAGAUGUUCUGGACUACUAUAAAAGUGGUCAUAUAUUCAGUUUACGACAGACAAAUCCAUGCACUUCCAAUAUUUAUUUUAAUACGACAAACACAAGUCAAAAUGCUCAGAAAUUGGCCACUAAAAGGAAGGAAUUAUCUGAGCUGGAAACUCGAAGUAAUACUACUACGAAGAUUGACUUGAUUUCAGGAAAACCUGAAGAAUUGACUGACCAGGAGAAAGCGGAAGCCACAGCUAAACUCCAAAAACUCGUUGAAUCCUACAUUUCCAAUCAGUCCAAUGAAUCUACCUUGGGAAGAGCUGAAGAAUCGCCCCAUCAAACAAAUCAGAAAGGCACUAUUAUUGAAGAAAAAAAGAAGCAAAAGAGGGAGAUAGAGAGGUCGAAACCUGCUCUACUUCAAGAAUCUCCGCCCAUUCAUCGUGUCAAACCUGAAUUAGGUAAAUUCAUGUCAGAAUAUGGGUUAACUAAUUCAAAUAACUCUAACGGCGACUCGUAUGUCCACCCGUCUGAUUUGCUCUCAAAUCACGAUGUGGCUCAAAUCUUUGAGUCAAAUGAGGGUUACUCGCGUAAAAGGAUGCCAUGGAAAAGGCCUCGUCCUUUCGACCUUGAUAAACACCUGAAUCAGGGCUUAGAAUCUCAACCCAAGCGCAACCUUAAACACGGCACUAAUGGCGCGGUUGGCGAAAUCACAGUGAACAGACUUUCAAGUUGGCCGCUCCAGUCUGAACACAAAAAAGGUGGCAAAAAAUCCGCCAUUUAUAGAUCGCCAGAAAUCAUUGCACGAGGCCGCGAUACAUCCCGAAGCCAAAACUUCAUGAAAAACAAUUUAGAACAAGUAGAUUGGAGGAAUAGGAUGCUUGCUUCUGCCGCUCAUCAUAGUCGCUACUCAUUGCCAAAGCGUUUCGAUAGAGAGCGGACUCAAUUUGUAGCCUCAUCUCCAAAUUGGCCAACCCAGGAGGAAGAUUUUUGGAACAGCCACAUGGCUAGCUUUGGAAAACGUUACGACUCCAUACCUGUUCAGCAUUACGAAGGUCUUAAGCACCUUGCUGGUAAUAAAUAUCGAAACUAUCAAAGGCAAUCGUUUACAUUACCACGACAACCCCGUUAUGCAUCACGCCAAAAGACUCGACUUGGAAAAGAUGGGACAAUUGAUGUUGGAUCGGUUCCUAACGGUCAUAGUAGUGCCAUGAAGUCUGCCGAAACUAUAGAACGGAAUAUGAGACUGAUUGAUCCUAACUACGGACAAAUGCAAAACAAUGAAGUGGAUGAAAAGAAGCAUCAAGAGCUUUUGGAUGAGAUUGAAACCUUCACAGUUUUAAGCAAUAUGGCAGUUAAUCUCUUAUUCAGUGAGAAGGUCUCGCAAAACAAUUCAAAAGCAAUGAAUGUCCGUAGCAUUGGUGAGUUUAAGCACAUUGUGGCUAUAAUUGAAGAGAGCAUCCAAGCGAUAGAAGCCGAAAUUGAAAGAUUUUCACUACAAACCCCUUCAGAAAGACAGAAAUUGCCCAGAGAUAUUCCUGAAAGACUGAAGCAACUUAUAGACUCGACUAAGAAAUUACGAGUUAUGGUGAGUGGUGCAGAUGAUCCAGGAGAUGUCAUUAAAAGCGAACAACUGAACGAGAUUCUUACCAUGAUGGAAGAUAUUGCGGCUACUGUAUCAGCAGCUGUUGAGAAAGAAUUUGAAAAAUGGGACAUGGACAGUACUGAUGAAACUCCUCAUCUGGAAGGGGAAGGACUUCUUUACGACAAUGUCGAUGAUGAUGAGAACUUAGCAGAGGCCAACGAAGCGGCCGCAAUGAGAUGGAAAUUCACCCACUGCAUGAUGCUCUGUUCUCGUUGCCUUGAGAUGGCGUAA
Echinococcus granulosus is the source of this 2055-nucleotide messenger RNA. RefSeq lists its product as hypothetical. Bases 1 to 2055 code for a protein of 684 amino acids. The record is from RefSeq and is a predicted model, not a curated record. NCBI's taxonomy places the organism in Eukaryota, Metazoa, Platyhelminthes, Cestoda, Cyclophyllidea, Taeniidae. The transcript has 4 exons.